Molecule: messenger RNA, 1127 nt
Organism: Suncus etruscus (white-toothed pygmy shrew)
Lineage: Eukaryota; Metazoa; Chordata; Mammalia; Eulipotyphla; Soricidae
Product: RNA-binding protein 3-like
Exons: 1
Coding region: 58-525 (155 amino acids)
Biological process (GO): regulation of translation; positive regulation of mRNA splicing, via spliceosome
Cellular component (GO): spliceosomal complex
Molecular function (GO): RNA binding; ribosomal large subunit binding
Source: RefSeq, a predicted model, not a curated record
CACGUGUGUCUUUGCAGCAUCCUCCGUUCUGCAUUUCCAGGACUUGAAGUCACCGCCAUGUCCUCUGAAGAAGGGAAGCUCUUCGUGGGAGGGCUCAACUUUAACACCGAUGAGCAAGCGCUGGAAGACCAUUUCAGCAGCUUUGAACCCAUCUCUGAGGUGGUCGUAGUCAAGGACAGGGAGACUCAGCGUUCCCGGGGUUUUGGCUUUAUCACCUUCACCAAUCCCAAACAUGCCUCAGAUGCUAUGCGUGCCAUGAAUGGAGAGUCUCUGGAUGGUCGCCAGAUUCGUGUGGACCACGCAGGCAAUUCUGCCAGGGGAACCCGAGGGGGUGCCUUUGGGGCCCAUGGGCGUGGUCACAGCUACUCCAGAGGUGGUGGGGACCAGAGCUACGGGAGUGGCAGGUACGACAGUCGUCCCGGAGGAUAUGGCUAUGGCUAUGGAAGGUCCAGAGACUACGGUGGCAGCCAGGGUGGUUAUGACCGCUACUCAGGAGGAAAUUACAGAGACAAUUAUGACAACUGAGAUGAGGCAUACACACCUAGGAUACACAAGGAAUAAAACUUCUGAUCCAGGACCAUCCUCUCAAAUGGCUGUAUUUAUAAAGAUUUUUGGAGCUGCACUGAAACAACUGUUUUAGUAUGUCAAAUUACAUUUUUUAAUUGAGCUCCCAAGGUAGCUUGUUAAAGACCUUUUACUUAUGGAAAGCUCCGCAUUUUUAAACAAUUUCUCCCAUUGCAGACUUACAAAUUUUGGGACAUUUUAAGAGUCUGGGUAAUUUUUCUUUUUCUGGCUUGGACUCAGGAUUAUCAGUUCUGGCCAAAAAAAUUGGCCAGAUAAUUUUUAACAAUAAGGUGCAUUUACAGACUUUUAUAAAACUUAUGCAUGAUCCUUAAACUAAGGAAGCAAUUUCCAAAUGUAACUACAAGAAGUCUCUAUCAAGAACAAUUACUUGAGGCUUAUUUUCUCAAGCUCACCACCUACAUAAUAUAAAAAAGUUUCUUAAAAAUAUUUGUGAAUGUCAUUUUUUAAAUACUGGAAGAAAAAUAUUCUGUUGUGUUCAUGUAGCCCUUAAGGUGUCCUUUGAAGAGUUGAUUAAAAAGUUGAAACUUGAAAAUAAAAAAAAA